Amaranthus tricolor (Joseph's coat) is the source of this 1063-nucleotide messenger RNA. Its product is annotated as PHD finger protein ALFIN-LIKE 7-like. The record is from RefSeq and is a predicted model, not a curated record. Gene Ontology annotation, biological process: regulation of DNA-templated transcription. The coding region runs from base 160 to 912 and encodes 250 amino acids. Gene Ontology annotation, cellular component: nucleus. NCBI's taxonomy places the organism in Eukaryota, Viridiplantae, Streptophyta, Magnoliopsida, Caryophyllales, Amaranthaceae. The transcript has 6 exons. Gene Ontology annotation, molecular function: histone binding; transcription cis-regulatory region binding; transcription coregulator activity.
UUUAAGUUCAAUUCUCAACUAAACUGAUCGUCUUUCACUGCCCUCAGCCUCCCUUGUUUAGAAGUAGAGUUGUUUCGUCAUUUAAAAAACCCAAAAUUUAGUUGUAAACACCAGAGGCGGACCCCCUAACUAACAUGAGAAGAGAUUUCGGAGAUAGCGAUGAUUGAAGGAUUGCCUGCAACUUGGCCAAAAACGGCAGAAGAAAUCUUUAUUGAUUUCAGAGGAAGACGCGCUGGUUUAAUCAAGGCUCUCACUACUGACGUUCGACAGUUAUAUCAGCUAUGCGAUCCUGGGAAGGAUCUCUUGUGUCUGUAUGGACAUCCAAAUGAAACAUGGAAAGUUGGUCCACCGGCUGAAGAGGUACCUGCGAAUAUUCCUGAGCCCAGACUAGGUAUUAACAAAGCUAGGGAUGGCGCGCCGGCAAAAGAUUGGCUAACAGUGAUUGCACUUCACUGUGAUUCGUGGCUAAUUUCUGUAGCAUUUUACUUUGGUUCUUUUUCUGAGAUUAAGAAAAUUGACAGGGAUAAGCUAUUUCAGAUGAUAAACGAUUUGCCUACCGUCUUGGAAGUUGUGCUUGGGAAUUCUAAGCGACCAAAUGAUUAUUUCGGUACUCAUAACAUCAGCAGUAAAAUUAAAUCUAGUAGAAAGUCACGACAGCCCAAGAACCACACUAGUAAGUCUAUGAAAAUGACUAUGGCACCAAAGGAACACGAGACUGGGGUGGAAUUAUAUGAAGGGUUAACACUAUGUGGUGCAUGCGGCAAGAAGGAUGGUCCUGGUGAGUUUUGGAUUUGCUGUGAUACAUGCGAUAAAUGGUUCCACGCUCUAUGUGUAGGAAUCACACUAGCAGAAGCCGAACAUAUCCUGCAUUAUGAAUGCCCACGCUGCAGUAGAAAACGAACACGACAUUGAGAAGUUGUGGUAGGAAGAAGCAAGUUCAUCAAGUUACGGUUUGUACAGCUUAUUGUUCAAAAAUCUAAGUUCAAGAUCUUGUUGACAUUUAUUUCAAUUCACUGCUAAGAUCAAACGGGGUCAGCAGUAAUAUAGAAACACUAUAAUUCUU